GCCCCGCGCUCGCCGCCGCCGCCGCCGCCGCGCCCCGCCCCGCCCCGCCCGGAGCAGCUGGGCUGAUGCUCGGGGCUGCGGCCCGAAGGUGAAGGGUGGAUGCCUGAGGCAGGGGGGCCCCAGGGAGUGCCCGCAGCACCAGCUCCCGUGGCCAGCCCUCCAGCUGUGCUUAGCAGCAUCGCCACAGCAACUGGCAACCAGACAGUGGAGCCUAGACAGACACCAGUGGACAGCUUCUCACCAUCAGGUGAACGUGGACGGAGAAUGACCUCGGUGCUCCAGGCCUGGAAGCAUUCCCGGGAGGUGGUGUGUCACUAGAGGGAGGGCCAGGCCACCCCCCACAGCCUGUGCACACACCAUGCCUGCAGGAGAAGAGGUGCUGGGGCAGGGGUUACGGCAGGGCACAGCCUCACCCUCACAGCCACACUGAGCACUCCUAGGGCCCCUGGGCUCCCUCUGCAGGGUGUGUCUCAGCCUUCCGGUCCCCUGCAUUGCAUCUGGGCUCCCUGCUGCCGGACCAUGGGAUGUCGGCAAAGUUCAGAAGAGAAAGAGGCAGCGAGGCGGUCCCGGAGAAUUGACCGCCACCUGCGCUCCGAGAGCCAGCGGCAGCGCCGGGAAAUCAAGCUGCUCCUGCUGGGUACCAGCAACUCUGGCAAGAGCACCAUCGUGAAGCAGAUGAAAAUCAUCCAUAGUGGCGGUUUCAACCUGGAGGCCUGCAAGGAAUACCGGCCCCUCAUCAUCUACAACGCCAUUGAUUCGCUGACCCGGAUCAUCCGUGCCCUUGCUGCCCUCAAGAUUGACUUCCAUAACCCUGAUCGUGCCUAUGAUGCUGUGCAGCUCUUUGCACUGACGGGUCCUGCAGAGAGCAAGGGCGAGAUCACGCCUGAGCUGCUGGGCGUCAUGCGGCGACUGUGGGCUGACCCAGGGGCACAGGCCUGUUUUGGUCGCUCCAGCGAGUACCAUCUGGAGGACAACGCUGCUUACUACCUGAACGACUUAGAGCGCAUUGCUGCAUCUGACUACAUUCCCACAGUGGAGGACAUCCUGCGCUCCAGGGACAUGACUACGGGCAUCGUGGAGAACAAGUUCACAUUCAAGGAGCUCACCUUCAAGAUGGUGGAUGUAGGUGGGCAGAGAUCCGAGCGCAAAAAGUGGAUCCACUGCUUUGAGGGCGUUACAGCCAUCAUUUUCUGUGUGGAGCUCAGUGGCUAUGACCUGAAGCUUUACGAGGACAACCAAACUAGCCGAAUGGCAGAGAGCCUGCGCCUUUUUGACUCCAUCUGCAACAACAACUGGUUCAUCAACACCUCACUCAUCCUCUUCCUGAAUAAGAAGGACCUGCUGGCAGAGAAGAUCCGGCGCAUCCCGCUCACUGUCUGUUUUCCUGAGUACAAGGGCCAGAACACCUAUGAGGAGGCCGCCGUCUACAUCCAGCGGCAGUUUGAGGACCUGAACCGCAACAAGGAGACCAAGGAGAUAUAUUCUCACUUCACCUGUGCCACUGACACCAGUAACAUCCAGUUCGUCUUUGAUGCGGUGACAGAUGUCAUCAUACAGAACAAUCUCAAAUACAUUGGCCUUUGCUGAAGAGCAAAGUCAGUCCAGUUGCCUGUGGUGAAACUCACAUGGUGUUACACCCCACUUGUGGUAGGGAGAUACAGCCCAGGGGCAGAAAAUAGGGGGCCUGAAAAAUGCCCUUCCUACCCUGUUCCUCCACCUCUUUGGCCCCAUGUUUCUGCAAACAAAUAUAUAUGGAUAGAUUGCUAGAUAGGUACACACACAAACACACACACACACACAUACACACAGUGAAAAGUUCCUACAUCAUUGAGGUGUCUUGAAGACUUGAGGAUCAGUCACUAGUCCUUCUUUACCCUUCACUUUGCCUUCCUGGCUUGGCCCCAUCUGCCUGGUGUUCCCUGGAGGACAAAUGGGAAGGGCAGCAGCGCUCAGGCCUUGGUCACCUGAAGGAGGUCAGCUCUGCCCCAGCUCCAGUCAGGAAACCUUGCACCACUGACCAGGAGGCAGGACCUGUCACAAGUGUUUCUGCCCUCCUGGCCCCGCCCACUGGUGGCCUCGGAACCCUGUCAUUCAUUCUGGAACCUUGAACCACGGUGGUGUGGCCUGAUGACAGGACUAACCAGACCUCCAGCCACUCGCAGCUCUUUUUAAAAGCUUCAAAAUAUGCAGCAAGAAUCCACACGUUAACACGAGUGGCAUGAUUUGUUCCCAACUAGGCCAGCUGGACUCCAGCUUUUCUUCUACUAGUCUGAUGUUUUAUAAUUCCAAACCUGGUUUUUCUUCUCUGCCAUUGUUUUUUUUGGCCAAACCUUGUGGUGUUUCGCAGAAAACCAGAAAUAACAAAAUUUCCAAUGUAGUUGAGUAUUCCUUUUUUAAAAUGCAGAUUUUUUCCAAACAUGUUUCUUUUUUUUUCAGGUAGUCUUUUUUCGUGUCUGGCUUGCUGAGUGUCAAAGUUGUUAUUUGGACGAGUGUGUCCCUCUGCUUCUGGAGCCGCCCUGGGGCAGCCUCACCAAGCAGUGUUGUACAUAACACUGUGCUGCGUCCUCUUGUUACUGGUGCCGGUUUCUGCUUUGUUUUUCUUUCAGAAAUAAAUGUGAUGUAUCGGAAGAAGGUUCUUCACCACAGAGCAGAUGAACAAUAGCUAACAUGUCUUGGUAUUUAAGAAGUAAGUUAACUGUGACUUUGCAAAUGGAGGAAGGGAAUGUGAGAGGGGGGCCCAGCACCUGAGACCCCAAAUGUGGCUAACUCCUGUGAAGGCUCAGCCAGCCAGCCGGAGUUGUAGCCUGAGGGAGGCCCUGCUGGGCCCCGCCCCUGGGGCACCCAGCCUGAAAGGUCGUUGGCAGGGGGCCAUAUGUAAGUAUGAAUCCACUGGCUGCCGAGAGGAUAGGCCCUGCCAGAGCCCUUGCCAAGUCUCCUCUCUCAGCCUUUGUUCAGUCCCCAUGGGUCCCGGCUCAGUGUGCAGUCACAGCCAAAGGAUCUGAAGAGAUGUUAAGAGGAAAAAGGAGCCGUGUGGUCAUAUGAAAGUCAAAGAUUGUCUCCUUUAAGAAAAUAAUAAAAACCCUGAAUGAGCCAA
Suncus etruscus (white-toothed pygmy shrew) is the source of this 3094-nucleotide messenger RNA. It is a transcript of the gene GNAZ, whose product is annotated as G protein subunit alpha z. Gene Ontology annotation, cellular component: heterotrimeric G-protein complex. Bases 520 to 1587 code for a protein of 355 amino acids. The transcript is spliced from 3 exons. Gene Ontology annotation, biological process: adenylate cyclase-modulating G protein-coupled receptor signaling pathway. NCBI's taxonomy places the organism in Eukaryota, Metazoa, Chordata, Mammalia, Eulipotyphla, Soricidae. Gene Ontology annotation, molecular function: G-protein beta/gamma-subunit complex binding; G protein-coupled receptor binding; GTPase activity. The record is from RefSeq and is a predicted model, not a curated record.